This is a messenger RNA of Copidosoma floridanum, 1519 nucleotides long. RefSeq names its product immunoglobulin binding protein Tap42 (gene Tap42). The record is from RefSeq and is a predicted model, not a curated record. Gene Ontology annotation, biological process: regulation of signal transduction; regulation of dephosphorylation. Gene Ontology annotation, cellular component: cytosol. NCBI's taxonomy places the organism in Eukaryota, Metazoa, Arthropoda, Insecta, Hymenoptera, Encyrtidae. Gene Ontology annotation, molecular function: protein phosphatase 2A binding.
AACGUAGCUGAUUGAAUCAUUUCAGUUUCCGUAGUUUUCUUCGUACCGCAAUUGUAAUUUUAUCAGCUUCAUAAUAUUAGGAACUAACAUUUUUAAAUUCACAUUUUUAUUUGUAUUUGGUGAAAAAUGGAGUUUCAAGAUAAUCAGAAUAUAGAAAAUAUGACAAUUCAAGAUACUUGCGAUACCACUCACGUAACUGAUGUUGAGAGCCUAUCGGAUAUGUUUGAUUUUGGAUUUAAAAUGUAUGACAGUAUUGAUAAAAUCGAAAAAUCAAUAAACACCCCUGAAGUGCAGUCUACUUAUAGGCGCAUUAUAGCAAUAUUUGAAAAUGCGACUCAGCUGGUAUCUUUAGCCAACAUAUUUAGUGAUAAUGAAUGUUUUGAAGAAGUAGCUACGGAUAAUUUAAAAUAUUUCUUAUUACCAGCGCUGCUAGGAAGUCUUUCAACAAAAAUCACUGAUUUUAAAAAUCGCUUAAGCAAUUUAAGUGCAGCAGAAAUUUAUUUCAUUGAUUUCUUGAAAAGGUUAAAGUCAUACCAACUUAAUGAUAUAAACUUUUCAAAAUUAGAAAAUUGUCAAAACAAUGAAGAUGAACAAGAAUCACGCAGAAUCUCUAAUUUGGAAUGUAUUACCCACAUGGUCAGUACAAGAAACGAAAAAGUAGAGCGGUAUAAGUAUCAAAAAGAACUGGAAAAAAAAUUAGCUUUAUUAAAAAAAGCUUUAGAUGAUCCUUGCACUGAUGAAGAGUCUAAAAGGGAAUACUUUAUUACCCUUCUUAAAAUAUUUGCUAAUAAAGCCAUUGAUGAACUAAAUUUGAUAGCUUCUGAAAAAACUAUUAUACAACAUAAAGCAAAAACUGAAAAUGAUUCUACUAUGGUUAAAAAUUAUAACAGAAAACCAAGUGAUUCAUCAAAUAAUUUUAAAACCGUCAUUAUUACUCGUAACGCUAUGCAAAAAAAAGUUUAUGGUGUUGGUUACCCAAGUCUUCCUGUUAUGAGUGUUGAAGAGUUUUAUGAUAAAAAAAUUAAAGAUGGAGAAUGGGCAAAACAAGAGUGCUUGCCUUCUUCCAGUACUUCUCAAGAAUCAGCUGGUAUUAUUCUUGACGAAUGCUCAAAAAAAGAUAAGGAGGAUGAAGAAAAUGAAGAAAAAAUAGAAAAAGAUGAUUUUGUUUCGUUAGAACGAACUAGAAGAACCGAUGAAUACAAAGAUGUUUAUCGUCGAGGAUGGGGUAACCGACAUAAUAGAAGUUAAACAGACAACAAGAAGAGCAGCAAACAUAUUGUAAAAGCAUGUAUACUGAAAGUAUCAAUACAUGAAUUUUAUCUCUUAAUCAUAAGUUAUUGUUAAAAGUAUAUUUUUCUUACGAGCGCCAUCUGCUUGUAAGCUGUUACGUUAAUGUUUUGAUGAUUAUUAUUGAAUUAUCUUUUAUUAUUUAUUCCUCUAUAUGCAUAUUAGCAUAUGAGAAUGUGCACAUUCACUUGUACGAAUAAGCAGGGCUCAAUUGUAUGUAAUAAAGUGUGCU